AUGGAAGCUGAGCUAUCCAUACUGUUUAACGAUAUUCGCAUCCUUCAGAUGGGGAGGAUGUUUCAAUUGGCAGCAACAUUCGUUGUCUUGUAUGAUCAUGUGCUCUGUGCUCAGAGAGAGGUGGACUUGAUUUGGAAAAGACCAAAGUCUCUUGUGUCAUACCUUUACUUUACGACCCGCUACUUUGGGGAUGCUAUCUCAAUAAUUAGUGCAAUAUUAUUUAUGAGCUCGACAUUUUCAGUCAAUUUCCCGUUAGACUCUUCUGCAGACACUCUUCUUUCAAAGUUGAUAUCAUUCACAGGUCGUAUUCUAUUUCAGUUCCAAUCCUACGGGCCUUUUGUGUCAGUAUGGGCCACACAAACGAUCAUGCAACUGCGCAUUUAUGCUAUGUAUCGCAAGUCCAAGAAGAUUCUGGGGUUCACAGGAAUCUGCUUUAUCCUCGAAAUCGCAGCCAUUUGUACGGUCCUGGCGCUAAAUUUUGACCACUCCUUAACAUAUACCAAUGAACCCAUACCUGGGUUUCUUAACAUGUGCGCAACGUCGACUAUCGAUAGAAGCUUCACGGCCAUCUACGUGCCUAUCUUUUGUUUCGAGCUUCUCCUUUUUGCCCUUGCCAUAUCCGUUGUAUUCAAGCACAUGAAGAACACCCGUACAAUUUCUGGGAAAAGGGUUCACAACACGAUGGCGACACUGGUCAAGUACAACACGAUCUACUUCUUUGUCGAAAUGGCCGGAUGUGGUAUCGCCACAGCGUUGUAUCUUGGUCUUCCAGCAAUUUACUUGGAGAUCACGAAUUCGGCCCUUAUUGCAACUACGAUCAUCCUUGGGACCCGGCUCGUGCUUGGCACGCGUAAUUUCUAUUCUGACCCAUCCGCGGAAGACGAUUCAAACAUGAGCCAUGGGACCACUGGUUUGAGCCCUAGCUUCAUCCAACCUUCAUUACCUGGAUCAUUCUCCAAUCAUAUCGAGAUGUCGAUGACCAGUACCAAGGGAUAUUAUCUGGAUACAAGUGAUAACGCUGUAUAA
Suillus subaureus is the source of this 1026-nucleotide messenger RNA. RefSeq lists its product as uncharacterized. The record is from RefSeq and is a predicted model, not a curated record. The transcript has 13 exons. Lineage: Eukaryota; Fungi; Basidiomycota; Agaricomycetes; Boletales; Suillaceae. Bases 1 to 1026 code for a protein of 341 amino acids.